Messenger RNA from Porites evermanni, 624 nucleotides. The record is from the annotation of a GenBank genome assembly. NCBI's taxonomy places the organism in Eukaryota, Metazoa, Cnidaria, Anthozoa, Scleractinia, Poritidae.
AUGACCAUUCGACUAGUUUUCUUGGCUGCUUAUCUACCUGUUCUUUUCGGCGGCUUGAUUUGGAAGUGGGAAGUUCCACGCAAUGGUGAAGAGUUAACAAAAGGCCUCAAACUUUUGGGAUUAAAGCCAGGCCCACUGGGCUACUUCAACCCUGCCUACAUGGCCUUUACCAAAGCAGAAGCGGAUAAAUUUCCCAACCUGGUGUCCUACCACACGAUGUUGAGAAGGAUGAAAAUCUACAACAUUACUCGGGAAUCCGCUCAAGUUCUUGUGCAGACUAAUAGAAGUAGAGUAAGAAGGGACGAGUCAAGUGACAGCGACUGGACGGGAGGGUCAACGGGCCAGUCCUCCCCCAUUACAACCUCAAGAGGUUCUUGUGAAUCUAAAACAGAAGGACUUUGUGACCUUUGUCCGGCUAGAACUGAUCUAGGUCCUGACAAGAUACCCGAGUUUAUUAACGUAAUGGUGUGUAGAGGACAGCAGUCCUGUGGACAAGGUUACGUGACAGGCGAGUGCAAAAACUCUUCCGUGACUCAAACAUUCGUACAGAGAGUAGGUUUGGAUCAAUAUAAAACUUACCAGCAGGAAAUUACUAUAUGUUGCGAAUGUGCAUUGUUCUUUUGA